Molecule: messenger RNA, 3480 nt
Organism: Cuscuta europaea
Lineage: Eukaryota; Viridiplantae; Streptophyta; Magnoliopsida; Solanales; Convolvulaceae
Source: the annotation of a GenBank genome assembly
CAAAAUCAGCUUUUCUAGAUCCCCAAGUUCGACGCAUUCAGACCAAAACAAACAAUCCCGUCUCCUCUCCACUUCCAUUAACACAGAAACUAGCCGUUGAUCUAAUUCUGAGACCAAUACACAAUGCCGGCCACCCCCAACAAUGGCGGCAGUCCCGGGGAUGAAGUAAAUCAGCGGCAUAAAUUAUGCCGAAAAAUAGCUAGGGUUUUGGAUGAGGUCCGGUCGUCUCAGGUUACCCACCUCAGGAAGCUAAAGGAGCUCUCUGCUCUCCGUUUCCAUUCAUCUGUAUCCACGGAAAGUUUCUUUGCGGCUUUCUGCACAGCGUUGACGCAGAUUUUUGACUUCCAACGACGAACAGCAUCCGCUGAGAGAAUUAUCAGAUUCGUUGCUAUUUUCGCGGGUACUCGGGACCCGAAGAAUGCUUCUGACAGUGACCCGUUUCUGGAACAGUUCCUUAGGUUUUUGCUCGUGGCUGCUGAAGCAUCAAACAGGAUGGUGCGAAUCAGGGCUUGCCAUAUCAUUUCUGAGAUCAUAAUGCGAAUGCCUGAUGACGCUGAAGUUAGCAGUGACCUUUGGGAUGAGGUGAUAGAGGGAAUGAAGUUGCGUGUUGGUGAUAAGGUCCCUGCAGUCCGGACUUUUGCUAUCCGGGCUCUGUCACGCUUUGUGAAUGAUGCAGAGGAUUGCGGAAUCCUAGAACUAUUGUUGCACACAUUGUCCUUUGAACAAAAUGCGGCUGUACGGAAGACAAUUGUGUUAUCUCUCCCACCUUCACACAAAACUGCAACAACAGUAAUUGAUUGUACAUUAGAUGCCAGUGAAUCAGUACGUAAGGCAGCUUACUGUGUGCUUGCUAGCAAGUUUCCCUUGCACCGUCUCAGUAUCAAGCUCAGGACAACUAUCCUACAGAGGGGACUGGCAGAUCGCUCCUUGUCUGUCAUGAAGGACUGCCUCAAAUUAAUGAAAGAUGAGUGGCUUUCCAAAUGUUGCAAUGAAGAGCCUAUAGAACUUCUAAAGUUUCUUGAUGUUGAAACAUAUGAAUCGGUUGGAGAGUCUGCAAUGAGAACCUUAUUUAAAGAAGGACUGGUGAAAUUGCGUGAUGAUCAAAGUAUUAGGCAGUUCUUUACAUCACCUAGUGACCCUAAUGAAGGACAAUGCAAGUCUACUGUCCAACUAAUGGAAGCAGAGGUUGCAUUUUUCUGGAGAACCAUCUGUAAGCACCUACAGAUGGAAGCAAAGGUCAAAGGCACUGAUGCUGCAACUAAAACGGGCACCGAAUCCGCUGUCCAUGCAGCAGGAGCUUCAGACAGCAAUGAUCUUCUUGACCGAGUUCUACCUGCUUCUGUUUCUGAUUAUGUGAAAUUGGUUAAAGCUCAUAUUGAUGCUGGACCCAAUUAUCGAUUUGCAUCUCGGCAGUUACUAUUGCUUGGUGCAAUGCUUGACUUUUCUGAUUCAUCGAACAGAAGGGUUGCUGGUGAAUUUCUGCAGGAGUUGCUGCACAAACCACUGGAUUAUGAACUUGAUGAGCAUGAGGCUGAGGUGGUUAUAGGAGAUGGUAUCAAUUUAGGUGGGGACAAGGAGUGGGCUGCUGCUGUGUCAGAACUAGCAAAGAAAGUUCAUGCAUCCUCAGGGGAAUUUGAAGAAGUGGUUUUAAGGGUUAUUGAACAACUUGCUCAACCUUGCCGGGAGAGGACUGCUGGUUGUAUGCAGUGGCUUCAUUGUCUUGCUGUUACUAGCCUUCUCUUGGAAAAUGCACAGUCAUUUCGCUGGAUGCAUGGAAAGGCCAUAGAACCUCUGGAGAUUUUGCAAUCUGUUUUGCUUCCUGGGGCAAGGCAUGUCCAUUUAGAUGUUCAGAGGGCUGCUGUGAGGUGUCUUGGUCUGUUUGGGCUUCUAGAAGGGAGACCUAGCAAUGAUAUAGUAAAGCGCUUAAGGCGGUCAUUUGUUAAAGGCCCUUCUUCAGUUACUAUUAUGGCUUCUAAGGCUUUGAUGGAUCUUGGAAUGUGGCAUGGUCCCAAUGAAGUAGACAAUGCAAUGGAACAGCGUAAUCAUACCGUGGUUGUAACACCUUAUGAACCCAGUGAUGAUAGAGAGGAUCCUGAGAUCAAAUUGCUGCAUCUGUUAUAUGAUGGACUUGAAAGGCACGGCUGGGAUGACUCUAUAGAGAAUGAUGAUGACGAAUCUGUUAUGUCCAUUCUUGGAGAGGGUUUUGCUAAGUUUCUUCUUCUCAGUAAGAAGUAUCCAGUCCUUCCUGCUGUAUCACAUCCUCAACUAUUAGCCAAGCUUAUUGGCUUAUAUUUUUGUAGUGAGAAUAAUGAUCUUCAAAGGUUGAAGCAGUGUUUAUCAGUAUUCUUUGAGCACUAUCCAUCCCUUUCAUUGGACCACAAGAUUUGCUUAUCCAAGGCAUAUGUGCCAGUUAUGCGCUCAUUGUGGCCCGGCAUUGAUGGAAACUCUGCAGGAUCGAACGUAAUGGUAUCUAACAUGCGCAAACGUGCUAUGCGAGCAUCAUUUUUUAUGGUGCAGAUGAUGCAAGUUCCUAUAUACACAAAAGUGACCGAAACUUCCAAUGAUGAAGAUGGGACUGGAAACCUUGAUGAUUCGAUGGGCCCUUCUUCAGAGUAUGAGAGUGGAGAAGAAGGACUAGCCAUACGUAUUGGUUCUGAGGUAACAAGGUUUGGUGGAAAGAAGACAGUGGCUGAGAAAUCAUAUGUUUCUGCACUCUGUAGGACCCUGGUCUUGCUUCAUUUUCGGUCAUCAGAACAAGAGGCUAUAAAGUUAAUGCGACAGCUAUUGACUCAUAUCCUUGAAUCUGUAGCAGCUGAAAAGGACGUUAUGAAGGAUUUAAAACAGAUGGCUGCAAGGUUACAAUCUUUAGACAUGCACCCUGAUCAGGAGUUGUCUUCGGAUCAAGUGAAUCUCAUUUUGAGGAGGUUAGAUGUUGAAGCACAACUGGACGUGAACAACCACCCCAUGGAACAGCCACCUAGCUUUGCACAUAGAUCAGCAAGACCAAACUGUGGCAGAAGAAGAGCGAGGAGAAAGGUGGCUGAAUCAUCUUCUUCAGGUUCUUCGGAUGAGGAAGUCUCACCCUCAUCUGCGGUCCCAGCUAACCCUUGUGUAAUGAGCCGGGCAAAGAGGGCUAGCAAAACAGUUGCACUGUCCAAGAUGACUGCCCUUAACACACCUGAGGAAGAUGGAGAAGAGGAGGUAGAGGAUGAUGGUUCAGAGGUGACAGAGGACGAUGACGAUGACUCUGAUGCCUUGUGAUGAUUAGUCACAUGUAAGUAGAUUCAUCUGACAGUAUAGAUUUAUGUCUGUUGUGAGUUUAAACUGCUGAUGUAGUGUCUGUAUAAUGCAAGCAAGUUUGUAUAAUGCAUGCUAACAACAUUCAUUUCUGUUGUUUGUGUGCCACAUACUCUUCCUUUAUACACUGUAAUAGUAGUUCUAAAAUAAUUAGCAUUUCCUAGUAUUAAUACUUUUGAAUAA